AUAGUGGUUAGUGCUUGAGAAAUUGGUUUAAUCGUGAUGGCAUCUGGAGCCAAGUACGAGAUUGAGAAAUUUAAUGGUGGCAAAAAUUUCAACUUAUGGAGGUUGAAGAUGCGGGCCAUGCUAGUACAACAGGGGCUGUGGAAAGCACUAGAAAGGGAAGGCUACCGGAAACUCUACCAGAGGAAGAGAAGAUAGACUUGAAGGAGCGGGCGCUGAGUGCAAUUCAGCUCUCACUUUCUGACGAAGUCUUGGGGGAGGUUGCAGAAGAAAAUUCAGCUUCUGCAUUAUGGUCGAAGCUAGAAGCCCUUUACUUAACCAAAUUAGUCACUAACCGAUUAUAUCUGAAGAAACGGUUGUUCACCCUCAGUAUGAAUGAAGGUGGUUCCAUCAAAGACCAUCUUGAUGAGUUCAACAAGCUCAUUUUAGACUUGAAGAAUAUCGAUGUAAAGAUAGAAGAUGAAGACCAGGCAAUUAUUGUUUUGUGCUCAUUGCCUGACUCUUAUGACAACUUUGUUGAAACUCAUCUUCAUAGUAGAGAUCAACUCUCUAUGGAAGAUGUCAAGGCGGCCUUGAAUUCAAGAGAAUUGAAGAAGAAGGUGUCCGGAGACAAGAGUGGUAAUCAAGCAACAGGAUUGGUCAUAAGAGGUAGACAAAAUAACAGAACUUUUAACAAGCGAGGAAAGUCUCGAUCCAAAUCGAGAGCCAAGCAUGCUCGAUGUUACGAGUGCAAUGAGACGGGACAUUUCAAGAAAAAUUGUCCCAAGCUCAAGGAGAAGAAAGCUGAAAAAUUCGGUGAUGCUAACAUUGCUAGUUGCAGUGAUAAUUUAGAUGAUGGAGAUUGUGUUCUAGCUGUCUCUACAAACUCCUCUGGUGAGGAAUGGAUUUUAGAUUCGGGUUGCUCAUUCCAUAUCAAGAUGUAUGAUGGGAUGGUCAGAACAUUCAAGGUUCGUCAGGUGCCGAGUUUGAAGAAAAAUCUCAUUUCCAUGAGUGAGCUUGACUCCAAGGGUUGUCGAUACUCCUGUGCAGGUGGAGUUCUCAAAGUCUCUAAAGGAGCUCUCGUAAUAUUGAAGGGGAAGAAAGUUGGUGGUCUUUAUCACUUACAAGGAAGCACAGUCAAUGGCACAUGUGCUGUGUCAACUUCAAGCAGUCCAGAUAAAGAUGUAACUAGGUUAUGGCAUAUGCAACUUGGGCAUAUGAGUGAAAGAGGGAUGAUGGAGCUAAGCAAGCGGGGUCUUCUAUGUGGCCAGAAAAUUGGCAAGCUAGACUUUUGUGAGCACUGUGUUUAUGGCAAGCAGUGCAGGUUGCAGUUUGGCAAAGGAGUUCAUCGAACUCAAGGCACAGUUGAUUACAUUCAGUCAGACUUGUGGGGUCCCUCACCUAUUGCAUCAAAAGGUGGAGUUGUGUAUAUGUUGACUUUCAUUGAUGAUUAUUCAAGAAAGGUGUGGGUAUACACCUUAAAGAGUAAAAGUGACGUGUUCCUCACCUUUAAGCAGUGGAAGACGCUGAUUGAGAAGCAGACUGGAAAACAAAUCAAGCGUCUAAGAACAGAUAAUGGUCUUGAGUACUGCAGUGGUGAGUUUGAUAUUUUUUGCAAGAAUAAUGGAAUUAUGAGACAUCGCACUAUCAGGAUGACACCACAACAAAAUGGUGUUGUAGAAAGGAUGAAUCGUACACUCUUGGAGAGGGCACAGUGUAUGCUCUCAAAUGCUGGAUUAUCAAAGGACUUUUGGGCAGAAGCUGUCAAUCAUGCUAGCUAUCUUGUAAAUCGGUCUCCAUCCACAGCAAUUGGAUUAAAGACUCCAGAAGAAUUAUGGGAUGGUAAACUUGAGCCAAAGGUAGUGAAGUGCGUAUUUCUAGGGUACGCUUCCGAGGUAAAAGGCUAUAAACUGUGGUGUGUUCAAAAGUCACAUCGGUUCCUCUUGAGUAGAGAUGUAACCUUUGAUGAGUCUGUUAUGCUCCAAAAAGCAAAAGAGGAGUCUAUAAUUGCAAAGCCAAACCAUGGAGUUAUCAAUAAAGAAUCUCCUUAUUGGCUUGCUGCCAUGACAGAGGAGAUUGAGUCUCUACAUAAGAACCAGACAUGGAAGCUUGUGAAGCCACCAAAGGGACAAAGAAUUGUUGGAUGCAAAUGGGUCUUCAGGAGAAAAGAAGGAAUCCUAGGGGUAGAGACACCCAGAUUCAAGGCCAGAUUGGUUGUGAAGGGUUUCACACAACGAGAGGGUAUUGAUUUCCAUGAGGUAUUCUCUCCUGUGGUGAAACAUAGCUCUAUUCGUGUUUUACUUGCCAUGGUUACUUUAUAUGAUCUUGAGUUGGAGCAGCUUGAUGUAAAGACUUCUUUCCUGCAUGGUGAGUUGGAGGAACGGAUAUAUAUGUCUCAGCCAGAGGGAUUCAUAGUCUCAGGAAAAGAAGAUCAUAGUAGAUUCACUCGGAGCAACUAUGAUAGUUAUUUCUAUCAUAAAAAACUUGGAGAUGGUUCUUGGGUUUACUUGCUGUUGUAUGUUGAUGACAUGCUUAUUGCUGCCAAAAGCAUGUUAAUCAUUGAUGAUUUGAAGAAGCAGCUUAGUGGUGAGUUUGAGAUGAAAGACUUGGGUGCAGCUAAGAAGAUCUUAGGAAUGGAGAUUCACAAGGACCACAAGGGAGGUAAAUUGUUUCUCUCUCAAAAGAAGUACAUUGAAAAAGUACUUGAGCGGUUUGGCUUACAUGAAGCUAAAGCUGUGACUACUCCUUUGGGAGCACAUUUUAAGCUUUCAUCAAAUUUGUCACCAAAACCAAAGGAGGAGAAGAAGUUUAUGGCGCGUGUUCCUUAUGCGAGUGCUGUUGGGAGCUUAAUGUAUGCUAUGGUAUGUAAAGGACACUGGGAAGCUGUGAAGUGGAUCCUCCGGUAUUUACGAGGCACAACAGAUGUUGGACUAGUCUAUGAUCAGAGUGCUAAUCCGAGUGGAAAUAUAGUCGGAUUUGUCGACUUUGAUUUUACUGGUGAUUUGGACAAAAGGAGAUCAACUAUAGGAUAUGUCUUUACUCUCUCAGGGUGUGCCAUUAGUUGGAAAGCUACAUUGCAAUCAACAGUCGCCUUGUCAACAACUGAGGUAGAGUACAUGAAAAUUACUAAGGCAGUAAAGGAAGCAUUAUGGCUAAAGGGUUAGGUUAGUGAUCUCGGGGUAGAACAAAAUGAGAUGAUGGUGUUUUGUGAUAGUCAAAGUGCCAUUCACUUGACGAAGAACACCAUGUACCGCGAGAGAACCAAACAUAUUCAAGUUUGGUAUCACUUUGUCCGGGAGGUUAUAUCAAAUGGAGAUGUGCUCGUUGAAAAGAUAUCAACUAACGAGAAUCCUGCGGAUAUGAUGACAAAGCCGGUAAGUGGAAUCAAGUUCAAGCAUUGCU
Messenger RNA from Rubroshorea leprosula, 3378 nucleotides. The record is from the annotation of a GenBank genome assembly. NCBI's taxonomy places the organism in Eukaryota, Viridiplantae, Streptophyta, Magnoliopsida, Malvales, Dipterocarpaceae.